Molecule: messenger RNA, 7556 nt
Organism: Argiope bruennichi
Lineage: Eukaryota; Metazoa; Arthropoda; Arachnida; Araneae; Araneidae
Product: diacylglycerol kinase theta-like
Exons: 23
Coding region: 336-3266 (976 amino acids)
Biological process (GO): intracellular signal transduction; diacylglycerol metabolic process; lipid phosphorylation
Molecular function (GO): ATP-dependent diacylglycerol kinase activity
Source: RefSeq, a predicted model, not a curated record
UCGGUCCCUCUUCCCUCCGGAUCGGCGCAAAAGAACACUGCGCUGAUCAUUUAGCUCAUGAGAGCGAGCGAGCGAGAUAGGAGAGAGAAAACCGAAAAACCAAGUGAAAGAGUUUGCGUGCAAAAAUGGUCGAUUCUUCUGGAAGCGUUAGAUGAAUUAGAAUCGAAAACAAAUGCUCGAAACAGCCCUGUGAUGGAAAGGUGACGAUACUGUAAGCGUGCUUCUCUCGAAAUUUUGCGCAGAUUUUCCCCUCUUCCAAUGUAGUACGGGGAGUACGAUUCGUGAAGAGUGGUGGAGUAACAGUGGCGGCUUUUCUCAUACGGAGCUGGAACAAUAUGGCUUCUACUGGUGCUAAGCCUAAUGUGAAAGCCACGGAAAAUCCCAGUCCCACCACGGAAGGGCCCCCGGAAGUGGUGCAACAGGGCCACUUUUUCAGCAAAAAAACUUUCCACAAACCUACCUACUGUCAUCACUGUACAGAUAUGCUCUGGGGGUUAAUAGGUCAAGGUCUCAUAUGUGAAGUAUGUAACUUCGUAGUUCAUGAAAGAUGUCUCAAAACAGUGGUGUCUCCGUGUUCAACUAUUACUCCAAGCAUAAUAAAAAAUCCUGUUCCUCACUGUUGGGGUGAACCGGGCCACCUAAAGAGAAGAUUCUGCAACGUAUGUCGGAAACGGAUAGAAGAUAGCUGCGCAGUGAGGUGUGAAGUUUGCGAUUAUUCUGUCCAUGUUGAAUGUCAAGAUUUUGGAGUAGCUGACUGCAAGGAAUGUGCAACGUACGUUCCAAGUCGAGAUGCUUCAACACUAACGCAAACUCAUCAUUGGAGGGAAGGCAACUUACCCCCGAAUUCGAAGUGCCAAUUAUGCAAGAAGACAUGUUGGUCAGCGGAAUGUUUGGCGGGAAUGCGAUGCGAAUGGUGCAAUAUAACAGCUCAUCCGUCUUGCUACAAGAGCCUUCCUGUCGAGUGCACCUUCGGUUGCCUGGAAAGCAUCAUGCUGCCUCCCGCCUGCGUCAGCAUCCCACGCACAGACGUUCCCCUGGAGACGAUUAUCGGGGGUCAGAUGAAGAAACGAGAUACUAUCUCACGUUUACCGGAUAAUGAAAAUUAUUUGAACCAAGGCAGUAGAAGAGAGUGCAUUACAUGCAGCGAACAGAUAAAAAAAAUUAUAAUGCUUUUAUCGAGGAGUAUUUCUGAAGAGUUUUCUUCGUCCACUGAUUUAAAAGGGAAAGAUUAUGACGAGAGCUCUCAAAAAGACAAGGAAGAAGAAACUGUUAAAGUAUUUGAUGGAAAUGGAUGUUUAAAAACUAGAAUGUUUAGGACAAUCACCAUGCAAAGGAAUGCAACAAAAGAGCAGAUAAUUGCUGCGUCUCUAAGAGCAUUUCAUGUAUAUGAUGAUUUAAGGCUGUAUUACAUAACAGAUGCAUAUGAUUCUAACGAGAAAGAAUUAGAUGGCCCUACACCCCUCCAGAACCUAACACGAAAAGAUGGAAGAUCAGCAAUUUUUCUCAGGUUUCGGCCACCCGAUCCCGACUCAGGUUACAUCAAAGUUUAUCCAGGCAAAUUAGGGAACAUUGAUGGCCACCAGGUUAUUCCUGUCACAAGCGAUGAUGAGGUAAACGACGUUAUGGAACGAGCUUUGGAGAAGUUCGGUCUCGAUCCAUCUGAUGUUAUGAAAUAUAGGCUCAGUGAAGUGUCGUUAGAUAAAGGAUCUGUUCAUGAAAGACCGAUGGAUAAUCAAGAAAGUCCCUGGGAACUUAUUAAAAAUAUAGCAAGAGAAUCAAUUAGACAAAAGGAAUUGACGAGGUUUUGUUUACGUCAGAAAGAAGAUUUACAGAGUUCUUCAGUAGCACUUUUUGUAGGAAACCUUCCACCUAAUUUAUCACAAAGACAGUAUGAAAUGCUUCUUUUAGAAAUGUUAGGAAAACACACUGCAAAACACUUACCGCAAUCGCAGCAUUUUCCUUUGAAGGACCCAUGGAAACCUUACAGAUUUAGAGACCUUGGUCCCAUUUACUACGAGUAUGGAUCUUUAAUCAUAAGUUACGACAAUGCUGAUAUUGCCGUGAAAUGUUUUUACAUGCUAAGAGAAACUAUAUACGACGAUAAAAACCUUUUAGUCCUUCUCCUGCCAAAUCUCCUGCCAGACCUGGUACCCCGUGGAGUUCGGCCACUAUUAGUCUUUGUUAAUGUGAAGAGUGGCGGAUGUCAAGGAAUGGAGCUGAUUUCGUCUUUCAGACGGUUUCUUAAUCCAUACCAAGUAUAUGAUCUAGAAAAUGGAGGUCCUUUACCAGGUUUAUAUGUGUUCCGUCACAUACGGGACUACAAAAUCUUGGUGUGCGGCGGCGACGGCACAGUGGGUUGGGUGCUUCAGUGCCUAGACAACGUGGGACAGGAUUCGGAAUGCCAAUCUCCUCCAUGUGCUAUCCUACCUUUAGGAACUGGAAAUGAUCUUGCUCGGGUGCUGAGAUGGGGACCAGGAUAUACUGGAGGGGAAGAACCCCUGAAUAUCCUUAAAGAUGUCAUUGAAGCUGAAGAAAUUAGAUUAGACAGGUGGACAGUGGUCUUUCAUGUGGAUGAAAAAGAGGAUACAUCUGGAAGCAAUCCUGGGAGUUCUCAAGACAACACAGCCAUUUUUGUGAUGAACAACUAUUUUGGAAUUGGUAUCGAUGCUUCACUUUGUCUAGAUUUUCACAAUGCUAGAGAGGAAAAUCCUAACAAAUUUAAUAGCAGAUUCCACAAUAAAGGAGUAUAUGUAAAAAUGGGCUUGAGAAAGAUGGUAAGCCGCAAGACAUGGCGUGAUUUCCACAAGGAUAUUCAACUUGAAGUCGACAACAAAGUGAUAGACUUACCUCCUGUAGAGGGUAUUAUUAUCCUCAACAUUCUCAGUUGGGGUUCGGGAGCAAACCCUUGGGGUCCGGAAAAGGAAGAUCAGUUUGCUAAGCCGACCCACUACGACGGAAUGCUGGAAGUAGUUGGUGUCACUGGAGUUGUCCACAUGGGGCAGAUUCAAAGUGGACUCAGAAGUGCCAUCCGCAUCGCACAAGGAGGGCAUCUGCGAAUCAAACUGCACACCGAGAUGCCUGUUCAAGUAGACGGUGAGCCAUGGAUCCAGAGUUCAGGGGAAGUAGUAGUCCUCAGAUCUGCUUUAAAGGCUACAAUGUUAAAGAAGAGCAAAGGAAAAAUGAAGAGAAGAAAUACAGAACCUAGCAUGGUGGUGUCCCCCAUGGAAAUAAGUCAAGAUGUGCCAAGUAGUUCUGGACCAUUUUAAAAAAACACAUUUCACACAAACGUAGAAACUAACAAAACGCAGAAUAUACACUACAGCUUGGUGUGUAGGCCACAAACUACUGAUUUCACGGUUACUUGCUGAAAUUCAUUGAAAGUUAAUAACAUGCUUAUGGGGUUUACCAUCUUGUAUAGAAAACUGUUUCUAUGCCCAUUAUUUAUUUCAUUCUUGAAAUAUUCUUAAAAUGUACUAAAAUAUUUGUAAAAAAAUUAUUUUCUGUUGUUUGAAAACAGAAUGGAAUGGUUAUUCUCAGCAUAUCAAAAAAUAAUAUGUAUAAAAUGGAAUCAGGAAUAAGAAUAUGUGACUGAUCAGUUAUGAAUUAGAAAACGUAUAAUUGUAAUUGUAUUGAGGAACUUGAAGAAAAAAGUCCGUAAAAAGUUGAGAUAAAGAUCAGAUAUAUUUUCUUAAAAUGAAGAAAGUGUAUUGUUGUAAUAUAAUUAAAUGCUACUAGUAAAGGCGUUUAUUAUGAUUUUCCAGUUAGGAAAAUUACGCGCUUUAAAAAUGGCUUCUUUCAUGUGAUUGAAAUUUAUUAGAAAAUAUUGAAUUUGGAAAACAAAGUGGUGUAAGUUGAUUGCAAUGAAAUUUAUAGAAAUAAUGUUAUUGUAAGUGAAUUGAUAAUUGUAUAUGAGUGAAAAACUCAAAAGCGAUAGCAAGUUGCUAUUUAAACUUUUGAAACAGUUGUUUACAAAUGUACACGUAUAUACAAUGUAUAAGUGAAACAAUAAGCAAAUUAAAAUAUGUUGCUUUCAAUUCAAGUAAAAUUAUGGAGAUAUUAACAAAAGGACGAAUAACUGCAACAUAUAAAAAAUACCUUUAGCAGACUUUCUUUUUUCAAUCAGGGAUCAUACAAUCUUUUAAAAAUAUUUUUUUUAAUUUUUAUUAUUUUACUGUAUACAAUAUUAUAUUUAAACAAAAGUCUGGUAUUUAAUUAUAUAUGCAUAAGCAAAUGCUGAAGGUUGAAAAUUAACGAAUUAACUAACAAUAGACUGAUUUUUUAAAAGGUGAAUCAAGGUUAAACAAAAAACAAGAACCGUCCUCGCAACAAUAACUUAAGUACAAAUACUAAUUAUAAUUUAGUAAAAGGUUGAAUCUGAAUGAAAGGUUUGAGGGAAUGAAGAUAUUCUACAUGCCAUAUUUCUAUAGAAAAUUUUCCAAUUUAUUUUCGAAUUAAUUAAACUUUAUAUGAUAAAUAUAUAACUAUAUUUUAAGAAAUUUAAUUUUUAAUAACUUAGGAGUUCGAUGAAAAUAUAACCGUUAUAAAAACAUACUUCAAAAGGGAAAAUAAAUUUAAUUAAAUUUUGCAGCAGUAAUAAAUAAUUUAAAAGCAAUGUUAAAAGAAAUAAAAGUAAUUUUAUGACGUUUUCUUAAGAUCUCGUUUCUCAAGCCAUUUGAAGCAAAAUGUAACACAAAAUUAUCACUCUAAACUUAUGCACAAUGAAUCACAACUCGAUUUCUUUUUAAUCUAUUAUAAAAUGGAAUAUUUAACGAAUUUUUUUGGCUUUUUAAUAUCUAUUAUAACGAAUAAAUAUGGCAUAUUUUCAUAAAACACUCUUAAAAUCUAUAUAAGCAAAGAUUUGUCACUGAAAUUCUUUUGCGAAUUUUACAAGAAAGUAAUGAAGACUUUAAAGGGAGGUAAAAACAUGCACUAGCAAAUAUACAUAUAAAUCUAUAUAUAUUUACAUUUGCACACAAAAUUAUUUUUAGACAACUAUAAAAUAUUCUAAAAUAAUUUAUCAAAAUAUAAUUUUUAUCAUAAAAUUCUUUGAACGUACAUAAAAGUUUUUUAUCCAGUCUGUUUAUGAUGACAAGCAUCAUGAUUUGCUAAAAUGUUUUCAUGAUAAAUAUUUAUUCAAAGAAAAUUUUCAUAUUUUGUGAAACUUAAGAUUUCAAUAGUUAUAAUUGAAUUAUUUUUGUUGCAUUCAGACUGGCAUCAUUUUCAACGAAGAGUUCAUUCAUUCAUAGCCUAUAUAUAAAAAUCAAUGCAUGUUAGGUCAGUGUUUUCAAAUAUAUUUUUUAGGGUCGAACAAAUAUAUUACUCAGCAUAGAAUAUUUUGGAUUGAUUUACAUGAAAAAAAAUAUAAGACUGUCCUUCAACCGCAAUUUAGAAUUAGCAGUUUCGUUAGAUGUAUAAAAUAAUGAUUUGAACUGUUUAAUUUAUAUGUAUAAAAAUUGAUCUUGAGCAAAUAAUUGUUUACACUUAUUUACUCAAAAUCAGUUAUCAAUAUAUUACACAAUCAGUUUAUAAAACAUAAACUUAUUUAUAAAAAGAAUACAUUCUGAUGUAAAACUGAUUAUAUAAUAAUCUUUAAUUUUUAAAUCAAAGUUGAAAUUGAUAAAUAAUUAGCCAUGAUAAAAAAUAAUUUAGAAAUUAAAGAUGACAUGACUAUUUUGUCUCAAAUUUUCUUCAGCAAAAAAAAAAAAUAAAUAAAAAAUUGUCCUUUCAUAUUUUCUUUGGUUAACACUGAUUUGCAUGCAUCGAGAAAUAAAACCGUUAAUUCAAGUAUUUUUGUACAAUGUCACGCAACAAUGUUAUGCUAAUUCAAAGAACAAAUGUAAAAGCACGCAGGGAAAUUCUCUCUGUUCUACAUCAGUAUUUCUAGUACUGGAGCUCCAUAGGCAUCCGUUUCAGCACCAGUUAUGUGACUGGUGGGAAAUAAUGAAAGCCCAAUUGUUAUUGUUAAAAGUGUUUCCAAGAUGAGGUCAUCUGUGUUUAGUCCUUGGUAAAUGUCAUCACUAUUGCCACCUAGAUUUUGUGUUCUUUAAUCUACAUGCUGCGCCACUGGUAAUGAUGCUGCAUUGCCCACGAGCAGCUAGCUGACAACGAAAAUUACUCUUUUUGCCUAGAUUAGCAAGCAACGUAUUGUAUAAGCCAAUCAAAAGAAGCAUAAAUCGAAAAUUAUUAUGAUCCAGUACUUUUCUAUUAAAAAAAAAUACUUUCAUUGCUAAAUUUGAAUUGUUCGUUCACGUGAAAUAAUUUAAAUUAAAGAUAUAAUAUUUCCCGAUAAAAUUAAAAAAAUAUAUAUGUGAUUUUACUAAAAACUAACUUAUUUUCCAUUUUUUGCUUGGUUGCCAAAUAGAAAAUUCUAUUCCAGUCUUAUUUGUCUUCGCUUUUCAGUCGUUUUUAAUAAAUCAAUGAUGAUAAAUCCAAUUUUUUAUAUAAAUUUAUAUCUUUCUUCUGCAAUUCAAUGAUUGCAAAGCACUAUUUGAAAGAAAUGUGGCAAUGAUUAGCAAAAAUUAUCUUUGGCUUAGCUGUAGUAUUUUUGUGGUGGGUUGCAGGUAUGGACUCACUGAACAAAUUUUCUCUUUUUAUUUUAAAUUUCAGUUAGAUUAAUAAAUAACUGAUGCAAGCGUAGUCAAUGUUUGUAAAUUGAUGGUUACUUGUACAUGUAUCUGAUGUAAUAUUGUAUAUUUCUUGUAUAUAUUUUAGAGUAGUAGCACAAUAUUUGUAAAAUAGAAGCUAUUAUAAUACUAGAUCACGUUAAAACUCAUGGCUUGUAACUAGGUUUAUAAGAUGCAGCAAAUUGUGAAAUAAAAUGAACUGUUGUAAGGUUAAAUUGUAGACAUUUGUAAUUGCAUAGACAUCAUUGUUUAGACACAAUUGACAGUAGAAAGAAUUAACACAGCAAUAUUAUUUUUUAGUUCGUUCGAGAGCAAAACCAUGAAUGGAUGACAAAUACUUCAUUAUGCAGACUUUAAAAGAAUUUCAGUUAUUUUGUUAAAAAUGAAACUUUAGUACUUUUUUAUCAGUUAUCUUAUAUUUUUCUUAAGAAAAUUCAUAACAUUCAUUGUUGAUUACAUAAAUAUUAAGGAUAUUUGGGAAGAUGAGAUGUUCUUAUUUAAGUUUAGGAAGUUUCUGUGAAUGCUGCAAAAAGAGAACAAAAAUUUAUCAAACAUGAAUAGUCUCCUCAUAAAUUGAAUUGCUAGAAGCUUUUGCACAAAACACUUACUUCUUUCUUGCAUUUUUUAGAAUGCCGUUUUUUUCCGUAUCGCACUGCUUUUGUCAGAACGACAGAUUUAAUAACAUAAAAAUAUUAAAAGCGCUCAUUUAAAUUUAUAUUUACACUCUUAAGGAAAACUCACAUCUUUAUUCAUAUGGAAUAUUAAUUGGUUAAAAAUUCUGCUGAAUAUAUUGUAAAAAUAACAAAAAAAAUAUAUAUUAUAUGCUUAGGCAAAAUAUAUAUAUUUUUAAUUUUCGAUAAAACAGUAUAAAUGAAGUUCAAUAAUAUUUUUAAUGCAAACAAAAGCAUUGCAAGAAUGUAUUGAAACAAUAUU